Molecule: messenger RNA, 528 nt
Organism: Rotaria sp. Silwood2
Lineage: Eukaryota; Metazoa; Rotifera; Eurotatoria; Philodinida; Philodinidae
Source: the annotation of a GenBank genome assembly
AUGAUAAGUAAAUUAGAAACACUACCAGAUGAAAUAUUACUUGAUAUAUUUUCUUUUUUAUCAUGGGAUAAAAUACUAAUAUCAUUAUGGUUAAUAAAUAGGCGUAUUAAUUAUGUUAUUUAUUCAAUAUUUUCAAUGAAAAAAAGUGGAAUUGUUUUUAAUCAAUCAGAUUUAUCUUAUAAAAAAUUCUCAUCAAUAUUACUACCGUUAAUUUCGAAUUCAUCGUAUCUUUCUUCUUUAAUUAAAUAUAUUCAUUUUGAUGGAACUUAUUCAAAUUCUUAUUAUAUUAUUAAUAAAUGUCUUUAUAAUCAACAAAUUCUUUGUUUUCCUAAUCUCAAAUCACUUAAUAUUACUCGAUGUUUAUUAUCUCGAUCAUUAAUUCAGACAUUAUCUUUACUUAUCCAAAAUCAAUUGGAACAACUUACAUUAACAUUCGAUAAAGAUAUAGUAGAAUUGAUUGUAAAUUCAGAUGGAUUAUACAGAAUUGCUUCACGCACAGGUAAAUAUAUAUUAUCAAAGAUUACAUGA